ACCUUCCAGGCCACCAUAAAUACCUUCAACUUAAGCUCUCUUCUUUCCCUUCUUACAAAAGAGAAAAGAAUACUAUUUCUCCUAUAUUUUUAUCUGCUUUUUUGCGCCCUGGACAUGAGUGAGACCAUGUCUACUCCCACUGACUGGCCGCAGUUUUACGAUCAUGCUCUUUCUAACCAGGAAAUACCGAACCGCGUUCGUAUUUUGACGUCCGAAUCGGUGUUCGGCGACCAAGGUUCCGACACCGCCGUCCUCACCACUCCAACUGUCACCUCCAGCAGCGCUCCCUUGAGCUCGUUAGGGUCGGGACUAGGUGGUGGUUCAAGCGGUGGUCAUUUGAGCCCCGAAGGGCGCGUCGGGAAGCCAGUCCGAAGACGAUCACGGGCUUCGAGGCGAACCCCUACUACCUUGCUCAACACGGAUACUACCAAUUUCCGAGCCAUGGUUCAACAAUUCACUGGCGGUCCCAGUGCUCCUUUUGCAGGGGGAGCUCCUCACCAUGGCGGGCCAAAUUUCGGGUACGGGUUCGGAACCCGUCAUCAACCCCAUAAUAGUAACCCAAAUAACCCUCUCAUGCUUCCUCCCACUGGUUUUCACUUGCAAUAUCAACAACAGCAGCAGCAUCAAAAUCAAUUAAUUCACCACCAAAACCAGCCGUUGAUGUUUUCAUUGAACAGCAAUGAUAAUAGCCCAGCGCCGGGGGAGCUUUUUUUUCAAAGACUAGGUGUUGGUGGUGGUGUGAACAUGCAAGGGUCGGAUGCUUCGUCACAGGUUCCAGCCUCUAGAACAUCAACUUCGUCAUCCAAUGACAAUAGGAGUAACCCUAGGCUCAUGUUUUGAGAUUAAUGAGAGGGACAUAAAGCAGAAUGUUAGGUACUGACUUGUCUUAGGGAGAAAUUAAAACAUUGACCAAUGUAAAUAUUUUCCUUUUUUUUAUUUAUUUCUUUUUCUUUUUAUGCCAA
Molecule: messenger RNA, 962 nt
Organism: Gossypium raimondii (Peruvian cotton)
Lineage: Eukaryota; Viridiplantae; Streptophyta; Magnoliopsida; Malvales; Malvaceae
Product: VQ motif-containing protein 22
Exons: 1
Coding region: 115-840 (241 amino acids)
Source: RefSeq, a predicted model, not a curated record